Rhopalosiphum maidis (corn leaf aphid) is the source of this 4092-nucleotide messenger RNA. It is a transcript of the gene trh, whose product is annotated as protein trachealess. Gene Ontology annotation, biological process: regulation of transcription by RNA polymerase II. Lineage: Eukaryota; Metazoa; Arthropoda; Insecta; Hemiptera; Aphididae. The transcript has 12 exons. The coding region runs from base 683 to 3781 and encodes 1032 amino acids. Gene Ontology annotation, molecular function: DNA-binding transcription factor activity, RNA polymerase II-specific; RNA polymerase II transcription regulatory region sequence-specific DNA binding; protein dimerization activity. The record is from RefSeq and is a predicted model, not a curated record.
CGAACGACCGACGUCGUCUCAGUGCGGACCGCAAUCAGCCCGUCCCGGACGUGUCGUCUUGGAUUUUCUCGUAACGUCGCGCGCGCGCUAAUAUAUACAUAGGUACCGCCGAUACGACGACGUGCGAUUGCUGCUGUUACGAUUACACCUCUCAAUAUAAUGUAUAUUAUUACGCAACACGCGCACAUAAUAAUAUUAAUAUAAUAUAAUAGUUAAAAUAAUACGCACCGUCGUACGUUUACGCGAUUGCUCCGCGUCACCGCCACCGCCGGUAUAAUAGGUAAUAGCAUUAUCAUAAUUAUAUACGUUGAUAAUAAUUAUUACGGCGCGCCAUGAAGAUUUCUAGUGACAAAACGAGACGUUUUCUAUUCGUCCGACUCUGAUCUUUCGUCCACGUGUUUGUGUACCCUACGCGCGCGUACAGGGUGUAACUUACGUUCAACAAAAUUGUAAUAUUAUACGUCACUCGUGUGCACUAUUCUAUAGUAUUAUACCGGUUGUAUAGACCGUUCGGCAGUGCCACCGUCGCGUGUGUUCAGUUUUUAUUGUCGUCGUCGGUGCCAGUGUCGCAGGUGUUUGUCGUCGGAUAAUAUAUUUUUAUAAGCUUCGUACGCGAUGCGCUGCCGCAGCUAACAUCUGACGCGCGCGCUCACGUACGCUGGAUUUUUCACACACGCACAUCAUGUUGCCGUACCAGGCGAUGGCCAUGGACUACGCGUCCGCGUCGUUCCAGCGACAUCCGGCCGCCGCCAACGUGGGACAUCAUCACCACGCGGCUGGUGGACCCGGCGGCGGUGGCCCAGGAUCGGCCGCCGCCGCGUUCAGCCCGUCGUGGUUCGUGCCGGCUGACUUGUGCAUGCCAUUCGCCAAACAAAAUCAGCCGCUCGUCGAACCCGGAAUACUCGAGUUGAGAAAAGAAAAAAGUCGAGACGCAGCUAGGUCAAGACGGGGCAAAGAGAACUACGAGUUCUACGAGCUGGCCAAAAUGCUUCCGCUACCAGCAGCAAUUACGUCGCAGUUGGACAAAGCGUCCAUCAUACGGUUGACAAUAUCGUACCUGAAACUGAGGGACUUCUCAGGCCACGGCGACCCACCGUGGACUAGGGAUGGCCCACAAUCCGCAUCCAAAAAUUUAAAAGGAACCUCAGCUCGAAACAGAUCUCCUAGUACCGUAGCCUUGGAAUUGUUUGAACAGCACCAAGGCACACAUAUACUUCAAUCGUUAGACGGUUUUGCAUUUGCAUUAGCUUCCGACGGACGAUUUUUAUACAUAUCAGAAACCGUGUCCAUCUACCUAGGUCUUUCUCAAGUAGAGAUGACCGGUAGUAGUGUCUUCGACUACAUUCACCAAGCUGAUCAUUCUGAGUUGGCCGAACAGUUAGGCCUAGGACUGACUCAAGGCCAGGGGAUGGCAUCACCGUCACCCAGUAGUGCUGGCUCCGAAGAAGGAAGUUCUAAUGUAGGCACGGCCAAUCCCGACGUUUCGUCAGUGAUGUCUCUAUCCAGCACAAAUGCAUAUAAAGGCUUAGACAGAGCGUUUUGCAUUAGAAUGAAGUCGACGCUGACUAAACGUGGUUGCCAUUUCAAAUCCUCCGGAUAUAGGGUGGUGCUGUUGAUUUGCAGACUGAGGCCACAGUACACGUUUUCGCACAAUCGGAAAUGUGCACCACCGCUUUUGGGCGCAGUGUCUUUGGCUAUCGCUCUACCCCCACCCAGCGUACAUGAAAUCCGACUGGAAACCGACAUGUUCGUUACUAGACUAUACUUCGACUUCCGAAUAGCUCAUUGCGAACCAAGGGUGGCGGAAAUACUAGAUUAUACGGCCGACGAACUGACUGGUAUGAACAUGUAUACCCUGUGUCACGGCGAGGACGUGGGGAAACUCCGAAAAUGUCACCUUGACCUGAUUAACAAAGGACAAAUGAUGACGCACUACUAUAGAGUGAUGAAUAAAAAUGGUGGUUACACUUGGAUGCAGACGUGCGGUACGGUCGUCUGUAACUCGAAAAACGCCGAAGAACAGAACAUCAUUUGCGUCAACUACGUAGUUAGUGCCAGAGAAUUCGACAAUUUGAUAAUGGAUUGUUGCCAAAUGGAAGAGCACAUUAGACAAAGGGUGGUGAAAAGAGAAGAAACCGGAGGCAACGACCCUGAGAAUGGUUCACCCGAUGGCGGUGGUGGUGAUGGACGAGGAGGAAAUCCUAGAAGAGAUCACCUGACACCGGCCGACUUAGACGAUGGUCAUUCGGCGGACGGACAGGGCGAUCCGACGAGAGGCAGAAAUCAUGUGGACAUAACCCAAUUGAAUAACGCACCAUCCGAACGAUUACAAUUGAACAACAACAACAACAACAACAACAACAACAACAAUAACAACAAUAGUAUAGGAAUACAACCUAAGAAGUCGGGCAACGAAAAACGGAAAGCGCACAAAAGGAAAAUCGCCGACCGGGACGAGGCGGCUGCGGCGGCGGCAGCGGACAGCUGCUGUAGCAGUUCAGAAGAGGACGUGUUGGUGAACAGGAAACAGCACUUCGCCAGCCUGAGCCCCGCCUCGUCGUCGUGUCAAUCCACGUUGCCACCCAGUCCACCGAAGACGAACGGCGGCGGUGACAAGAGGCCGGCCACAAGCGAUCCGAACGCCGUGAAAGAGCUCGAGCACGCCAUGUCCAAGCACCUGCCGCCGGCCACAGAAAAGACGUCCGCGUCAUCGGCAGCGACGGCAGCGCACCAACCGACCGACUUUAGCACGGAUGCGCUGCUCAAGCAACAACAACAGAAGAGUACGAUCCAGUGGAUCGGAGCGCACCACUUGGGACAUCACCACCACCUUCAUCACCAGCAGCAGCAACAACAGCAGCAGCAGAACGGCGGCUUACACCUACAGCAACAGCAUCACCAUCACCCUGCCGGGCCACCUCACCACCAUCACCUACAUCACCACCAACAGCAACAGCAGCACCACCACCACCACCACCAGGGCGCGUCGCAGCACGGCCAACAGCCGUCCGGCGGUGCACCGGGUACCACGCUGCCCGCUUCAGCGUUGCUCCGGCAGAUAUACGCCAACCGCGAGUCGGUAAUCCGCGCCAACGUGCACGCUCCCCGUUCACCCGGUGCCAAUUCUGUCUCGUAUUACGCGGGCGAAAUGAGCACGUUGCCGACGCCGCCGGGCAGCGAGGGUGGUUAUUCGGAACAGCAACAGUUCGGACCGCAGAAAAAUGAAUUUGGAAACGGCAGCGGCGCGUUGGCCGUACCACCACCGUACAGCUAUGCGGAUUACCAUACGGCAAUGACUCCGCCGUCGUCGGUGUCGCCGCGUGACAAACACCAGCACCAGCACCAGCAGCAGCACCAGCAACAGCAGCACCAGCACCAGCACCAGCAACAACACCAGUACGAUUUGUACGGACCACCGCCGCCGCCGACGUCCGCGGACGCGUUGCUGCAGUUACGGCAACAGCACUUGCACCAGCAGUACGGACAUCACGCGGAGGUGACGUCGUCCGCUGCGCCCGCGCUGCCGCUGAAACCGCAGCCGUACAACCCCGCACCGCCGCCGCCGCCGCCCGCCGUGCCACUCGAUCAUUACGACCAGACGUCCGCGGCCGCUGCAGCUGCGGCCGCAGCGUUUUAUCACUCGGCCGCCGGCUUCCAUCUUUACCACCCAUCCAAGUCGACGAUGGCUACUGGUCCGCCGCUGCCGCCUCCGCCGCCGUCGUCCGUGUACGCCGCCGACCCGCUUAAGAACCACCACAACUGGUACUCCACACCCACUUAAUGGGGUGCUCAGUCGAAUUAGAUUUACAAUAACGAUGACAACAAUAUCGUGUGUACAUUUCACCCCUUACGCCAUCAUCCCCGCGAAAGCAUAAUAUUAUAAUACGUAAAUAUUGUGGAGGAGUUAAUUUUUAAGCGCGACGCUCGCUCGUAUUUCCUCGGACAUAUCUUAUUUUUCAAAGUAACCAAACAAAGCUGCUGGUAUAAUAUUUUUUUUUUUAUUAUGCGGCACAGCGAUUUGUUAGUUGGCGGGUACCUAAAAAUUUGCACUAUUUUCUCUUGAUAUUUUUGAUAUUAUUCCUUUUUUUUUUU